AUGGCAGAGCAAGGUGGUGGCGGCGGCGGUCGUGGCCCUUUCUUCUUCGAUCCUGCACGACAGCAGCGAUACUAUUACGACCGUCGUACGAAUGAGUACGUCUACGAAGACAACUACAGAGUUCCAGCCCAGCCUUCGCCCUCUGAUCCACGCACCGCAAAUCGUUCUAUACCGAGGGGCGGCCAAGCUGCCGUGGCAUCUCAGUUUCGGCUGCAAGAUGCGACAUCACCUACAAGAGCGCGGGAGUAUGCACAUAAUGCGGUUGGCGAGCAACCGCCAUAUGGUGGCCGAAGGCAAUCCCAGUCUUCCAGCCUUGAGCAAGAUAUGGCGAAUAUGAAUCUGGCAACCCCCGCUGCCCCCUCCACGAGCCAAUACGAACGCAACGGAAUACGGUUCACGGACGUGCAGAAUCCAAUAAGUCAGGUGCGGACCGUCGUUGGAACGUAUCCUCCAAAUCGGAUUACCGAUCCUUUCUUUUCUCAACGCGGAAUCCAUGCACAGCAAAUGCUCAUGGCGAUCGACGGUCCCGAAGCCGAAGACUUGUGGCCGACUUUUCGCCUUCAAAAACGCGGCUUCUUCAAAGUCGGGCGGGUAUUCCUUGUGCUCUGGGCUGAACCAGCUGGCGAGUCCCGUGCCAGUAUCAUUUCGAAACCGGAAAUCAGCGACCGCUCUCUUUUCGCCGGGGCAUACAACACGAAAGUGCACUCCAAAGUUCGAAGGUUUGUUGUGAUUCGUGAAGGCGAGAACUAUUGCAGCGCCCUUCCUGUCACAACUUACGGGGGCCAGGGCGUCGCAAAAGCGUCCGUAAAGAAGUCGGAACACGCUAUCAUCCACACGACUCGUGAGGCACCGCCAGCACUUUCAUCUGAGCAGCCAAGUCGCGAGGAGCACGGAGGGAUGAGGCCAAUUCCCAUUCGUGUAAUACCGGACGAAAAGACUGAGACCCUUGAUCCCAUGUCACGAAUCGAUUUCGGCAAGAUUCAUACUAUUCAACAUAACCUUAGGGUACGAUCACUGGGUAACGUCCACGCUCAUUCGGUCAAUGCUUUAAAGACUCAAUUCGCCAAUGUUUGGAGUCAAACAACAGCCCCUGAUCCUCAAACAGUGGUAGCAAGUUCAUCGGGGUCUCGUGGCCAAGCAAAUCUUCCCGCAGCACGGUCUUCCAGCAAGCAACCCGUAAGAGGCGGUCGAAGCCAGGCAAGACACCCAGCCGCAGAGGAAAGUGAGGGGGAGAGUAGCGGCGAGGAGAGCGAGGACAACAAUGGCAGCAGCGAUGAUGAUGAUAGCGGACCAGAGGACCAGCGCAAGCAAAGUCGACCUGCACUGCCGCCGCCCACGAUCGCAGGUGCGUCGUCCUCUCAGCGCAACACUCAAACACAAGCAGGAACAUCCAGCGGCGCAGCCCAAGUGUCAUGGGACAUGCGCGUUGCACAAGCUAGGAUUUCUUAUCGUAACAGGAUUCAAAGAGGCUACACACCAAUCCAAGCAGUGGCAGAAAUGGUCGCAGGUCUCCAGCAGCAGGGUAGAUCGAAGCUGGAGGCCGAAAACGAGAUUCGUGCCUUGCUCUCGACGGACCAGUCUUAG
Molecule: messenger RNA, 1584 nt
Organism: Zasmidium cellare ATCC 36951
Lineage: Eukaryota; Fungi; Ascomycota; Dothideomycetes; Mycosphaerellales; Mycosphaerellaceae
Exons: 1
Coding region: 1-1584 (527 amino acids)
Source: RefSeq, a predicted model, not a curated record